AUGAGGAAAACCCGCGCCAGCGACCUCCUGGUCAAGCUCACUAGGAGCAAAAAAGCCGUCAUCGUAGCAGACAAGCUCAGGAGCAUCCUCGUCGACAAGCUCGGCUCACAAACCGGCACUGUCUCCAGGUAUUUACCGCGAUCCGAGCCGCUGUUCCGGGCGACAGCGACGACCCCAUAGUUGCCUCCAACAAAGCCGACGUAACAGUCACUAGAAUCUGGACUCUAAAAUCCGGCCAGCAAGUGGCCACCGUUCGAGCUCCCGAACCUACUAGGUGCUACAGGUGCUACGGAUACGGACAUGCUACCAAGGACUGCAAUGAUCCUGACCUGCAUGAGUCGUGUCGAAGGUGCGGCAUAGCUGGCCACAAGGAGACUGGCUGCACGGACGGGGGUGGCAAGUACGUCGCUUGCGACCGAACUGAUCUCAAAGGCACACAAGCCCGGAUCAGCGACUAA
Cinara cedri is the source of this 458-nucleotide messenger RNA. The record is from the annotation of a GenBank genome assembly. NCBI's taxonomy places the organism in Eukaryota, Metazoa, Arthropoda, Insecta, Hemiptera, Aphididae.